Messenger RNA from Anolis carolinensis (green anole), 1851 nucleotides. It is a transcript of the gene rnf212b, whose product is annotated as ring finger protein 212B. Gene Ontology annotation, biological process: protein sumoylation; homologous chromosome pairing at meiosis; reciprocal meiotic recombination. The transcript is spliced from 16 exons. Gene Ontology annotation, cellular component: synaptonemal complex. NCBI's taxonomy places the organism in Eukaryota, Metazoa, Chordata, Lepidosauria, Squamata, Anolidae. Bases 161 to 1096 code for a protein of 311 amino acids. The record is from RefSeq and is a predicted model, not a curated record. Gene Ontology annotation, molecular function: SUMO transferase activity.
AAAAAAAGAAAAAAAAAAAAAGGGGGGGGCGGGGCGGAAAAGUGAGGAGAGAACAAAAAAAAAAAUCCUGUCAAAAUUCCCUCUCCUGAAAGAGAAACAGAGGCAUUAUAAUGCACUAGAACUUGAAUGGGGCAUUUGGCUUACCUUUCCCUCUUGCAAAAUGGAUUGGUUUCAUUGCAAUCACUGCUUUAGUCAGGAAACAUCUGACUUUUGUGUCACCAGCUGCGGACACAUCUUUUGCAAAAAAUGUGCUGGUUCAGAUAAGUGCCCGUCUUGUGGAACAAGCUGCAAAUAUUUGUUUCUCAACGAUAAUAUGAAAACAGAAGAAAAGAAGUUUUUCAAAAACCCAGUGGAAACUGCUCUCAAAUAUAUUACUCAAAUCUCUCAAGUGUGGAUGUUCCAGAAAGGUCAGAUGGAACUGCUGAUUUCUUUCCAUAAACAUAAAGCUUCAAAAUCCCAUGGGGCUCUGCAACAAGCUCUCCAGAAACUAACUAUCCAGGAAAAGGAGCUGGAGGCAAUACAGAAGGAGAACAAAGAAUUAAGAAAGAAAUACCUCAAUUUGAAGGCUUUUUCAAGACAACAUGAAGGUAGCAGAAACAGCACCCCACGACCAGUUGCCAUCACUCCCCCAUCACAAAGAGUUACACCGCGGCCUACUUUUCAGCGCUCCAGUGCAGUUGUCAGCCGCUCCUCUUCCAUGGAGUCCAUUUCUUCUAGAGGCAGCCACCCAUCCUACUGGCAACACCCCAUAGGAGCUUCAAGGAUGACUCCAGCUGACUCUGCUAAUGCUACUCCCUCUCCAGCUUCAACUCAAAGUUUAUUUUACAGAGCCUCUCCUUCCCAUACCCCUAGUUCAAGCAUCUUCAACCAACAGCCCCCAGUGAGGCGGCAAAAUCAGAGUGCUACCAAUACUGGGCAGCGACAGGAAACUCCUUACUUAAGUCUCAGCAUCUUCCCUGAUCAGAGAGAUGGAGCAUCUGUGCCAGAACGUCACAAUACUGAAAGGAUGCACCCAAUACAGCUGAGGUUCACCCCUCACACAACACCUUCAUUUAACAGCAGGUACCCAUCUGUCAGCCAAAUCCAUCAACAAUAAUGAGAAGAACCAAAGCCACUGUUCUUAAUCAGUAUAACUAUGGGCAAGUUUUUGACAAUCUGCAUUCUCUAUGUUUUGGACAUGUAUUGAAAAGUGAUUUACUAAUCACGUUCAUUCUCUUUAGCAUGACAUAAAACAUGGUAUUUCUGGUAAUAUAUCAGGUAUGGUAACAAGUGUUUGUAAGAUUCCUACUGGAGGAAAUAUAAUUAGAAGGCUAGAUGGUAGACUUUAUCUCAACAGUAGUGGUCUACUGUACUUGAAGCACUCAGUGGCUCCCAAAAUAAUUUUGCCUGGAGUGUGAUCAUAUGUUAAGAACAGCGCAGAUAUCUUUUGAGAUUGCUAGAGGAUAAAAUGCAUCUAGUAAAUGUUUGGAACAUUUGAGACUCUAUUUGAUCCUGCUUGCAUAUAAUAUAUAAUUAUUUUGUAUAUAACAAAGGUUGCUUUUUAAACACAGGGCAUAACAGUCCAGUCUGGGGUGGAAAACAUUAAUUUAAAAGAUGGAAAAGAAAAGUAUGGUUUAUUAAAAUCCAAACUCAUCACUGAGAAACUACAAAAUAAUACUUUAUGGCUAUUAAGUAACCAGUCCACAUGUCACUAUAUCUCAUGUAGCUCCUUCAAUAUAUUUUUUACAAGUUGUGAUCUUUAAACUGAUUCACACAGAAUUGUACAGGCCAUCUUUUCUCUGUGUGCAGUCUUCCAUUCUCUCUGUAAAAAACUCUUGGAAAAAUGGUUGAAUAAAUGAUUUAAAUUGGAAA